Messenger RNA from Salvelinus fontinalis (brook trout), 4489 nucleotides. Its product is annotated as piggyBac transposable element-derived protein 4-like. Bases 2157 to 4079 code for a protein of 640 amino acids. Lineage: Eukaryota; Metazoa; Chordata; Actinopteri; Salmoniformes; Salmonidae. The record is from RefSeq and is a predicted model, not a curated record. The transcript is spliced from 2 exons.
CAACCUCUAACGAGCCUCUACCCCGGAUCCGGGAGCACCCCCCACCCCCCCCACACUGAUUAGCAUCGCUAGCAUAGCGUCACAAUUAAAUAGUAGCAUCUAAAUAUCAUUAAAUCACAAGUCCAAGACACCUAAUGAAAGAUACAGAUCUUGUGAAUAAAGCCACCAUUUCAGAUUUUUAAAAUGUUUUACAGGGAAGACACAAUAUGUAAAUCUAUUAGCUAAACACGUUAGCAAAAAUCACCAUUUUUCUUUGUCCACCAUUUUCUCUCAACACCAGUAGCUAUCACCAAUUCGGCUAAACUAAGAUAUUAAUAGCCACUAACCAAGAAAAAACCUCAUCAGAUGACAGUCUGAUAACAUAUUUAUGGUAUAGGAUAGGUUUUGUUAGAAAAAUGUGCAUAUUUCAGGUAUAAAUCAUAGUUUGCCAUUGCAGCCAGCAUCACAAAUCUCACCAAAGCUCCUAGAAUUACUACAGAGAGCAACUUGUAUUACCAAUUUACUCAUCAUAAAACAUUUCUUAAAAAUACACAGCACAUAGCAAUGGACAGACACAGAUCUUGUGAAUUCAGACAACAUUUCAGAUUUUCUAAGUGUUUUACAGCGAAAACACAAUAAAUCGUUAUAUUAGCAUACCACAUACGCAAACGUUACCCGAGCACUGAUUCUAGCCAAAGAGAGCAAUAUCGUAUCAUCGCCAAAAUAUAUUAAUUUUUUCACUAACCUUCUCAGAAUUCUUCAGAUGACACUCCUGUAACAUCAUAUUACAACAUACAUAUACAGUUUGUUCGAAAAUGUGCAUAUUUAGCCACCAAAAUCAUGGUUAGACAAUGACAAAAGUAGCUCAGCUGGUCAGAAAAUGUUGUGCACCAUAUUAGACAGUGAUCUAGUCUUAUACAUAAAUACUCAUAAACUUGACAAAAAAAUACAGGGUGGACAGCGAUUGAUAGACAAUUUAAUUCUUAAUACAAUCGCGGAAUUACAUUUUUUAAAUUAUCCUUACUUUUCAAUACAGGUUGCGCCAAGUGAAGCUAUAGCAAACAAGAUGGCGGCAUAAACGUUUAACAUUUAUCGACAGAAACACGAUUUAUCAUCAUAAAUUGUUCUUACUAUGAGCUGUUCUCACAUCAGAAUCUUUUUUCUUUUAUUUUUUUGGGGGGGGGUGGAUCAGCUUAAUAUUGCGGAAAGAAUGUUGCUUCCAAUGUAAUUGUCUGCAUUAUUUCCAAUCCCCCAUAUUUUUUGGGGUAAAUAUAUAUAUAUCCAUUCACGUAUGCAUACAUAUACACAUAUAUACAUACACAUACCUACAUAGACAUACAUACUUUUUUUAACCUGUCUAGGAUGAGGGUGCCGCUAGCGAUACGUUUCACAAGAAAAAAAAAGAAAAUGGCGGAAUGUCAUAAUUAUAAAUAUUUAGCUUCAAUUAAAUCAGAAGUGUUAUACACAAUAUCAAAUCUAUACCUCUUGUUAAUCUAGCCAAUAUGUCCGAUUUCGAAAAGCUUCACUACAAAAGCGAUUAUCGAUCAGUAAACAACACAUUAGGUACAGUUACAACAAAGUACAUUAGUCACAAAAGUCAGAAAUAGGAAAUUUUCUUCUUUUGGCAAUCCUAAAGGUCACGACGAAACAAUCAAGUGGCUUUUUGAUCGAUAUAAUCCAUUUUUAUAGCCUAAAACGAAACAUUUUGUGAACGGCUUGUGUGGAAAAUUCAGCGUCCAUCAACUUUGGACGUAACAUUCAUUGUAAUUACUCACUCUAAAGGGACGUUUAUCAAGUCAAGUUCGGUUUCAUUAGAAUCCUCUGUUUGUUAGUAAUACAACCAAACUUCCUGGUUCUUUUCCCGGGACAUAUUGACCGAAGAAAUUCGAUCUGAACACACCUACCAGCUACGUCAUUACGCGCCAAUCGAUUGACCUGUCCUUCGUUGAUUGACUGUAUCUCGGUCCAAUGACCACUGAUCUUUUUGAAAUCUAGCUGGAUAGAUAGCCAAUGAGCAGAGGUACAUAGGGAUAUCAAAUGGUUCUACCCGGAAAUAAUAGGCAUCUUUGUAAAGCCAUGCGUGUACGCAGCUAUUCCCCAUUGAAAAUCAGACAAUAAGGAGCUCGCCGUUUUACGCGCCGCGAAAGUUUGUUUUGGAGCAUUUUCAAGGAUCAAUUAUGGCAAAUAAAUCAGCCAAAUCAAAGACCAAGACGAAGUACACAGAUGUGCACGAUAUAAUUAGUGAAAUUGACCGUGAAAGUGAAAAUGAACAUCUAAUUGAUUCCAGUGAGGUUGAAUCCGUUGAUUCCGAAUUCGAAGACAUGUUUCUACACGGUGAAGACCCAGUUUUGGAUCGUCGCAGCGAUUCUGAUUGGGAGCCAAGCUGCAAAUCCCCCACUGAAGCUGGUCCAUCCAGCUGGACCCCUGCUGUAUCCGGCACCACACCUACUCCCGCCCGGCCAUCAAGGGGUGGUAAGCCGGCGGCAAGGAAGCGGAGGAAGGGCAGCGUGGAACCGUCCAGCGUGGAACCUGCCAGAGCGGAGGAGGACCGUUGGCACACUGUUCUUGAGGAGGAUGUGGCCCCACCAACUCCACUUUUCCGCCCAAAACGCCCAGUAGGCCCUCAAUUGGACACCACUUCUAAAUACAGCCCCAUGCAACUUUUCCAGUUGUUCUUCACCUCGGCAGUUCUUGAUACCCUGGUGAUGAACACUAAUAAAUAUGGGGCUAAGAAGACAGAGAAAUGGAAGGACAUUUCCAUUUCAGAACUGUUUUGCUACCUGUCUAUGGUCAUUUACAUGGGGGUGGUGAAGCUGAAGAACCUCAAACACUACUGGAAAACUGCACCACUCUAUCAACUGCCUUUCCCCUCAACGGUCAUGUCUUGUACUAGGUUUCUGACAAUUUCACGGGCACUUCACAUUAGUGACCCAGAGGUUGAUAAGGACAACGAGGCGAAACGAGGCACAGCAGGCUUUGACAAACUAUGCAAGAUUAAACCUCUCUACCAUGAUAUCGUUGAGGCAUGCAAGACAUAUUUUCAGCCCGCCCAGAACCUUUCCAUAGAUGAGAGAAUGGUAGCCUCAAAGGCCAGAAUUGGCCUAAAACAGUACAUGCGCAACAAACCCACAAAAUGGGGUUACAAGCUGUUUGUUUUGGCCGAUUCUGCGUGUGCAUACACGUGCAAUUUUUUUGUCUAUGAGGGGAAGAACACUUGUGCGAGCGGUAAGGGACUCAGUUAUGAUUCUGUGAUGCAGUUAUUAGAUUUCCAGCUGCUGGGGAAGGGCUACAAACUAUUUGUAGACAACUUCUACACAAGCCCUACCCUGUUCACAGACCUGAGGAAGCUGGAGAUGUGGGCCUGUGGCACCAUUCGGACCAACCGAGUGGGUUUUCCAAAAACCAGGGUAAAUGACAUGCCUAAGCGGGCUGAGCGGGAUACCAUGAGAUGGAUCCGUGAAGAUGGCCUGCUGUUUGUGAAGUGGAUGGACACUCGCGAAGUGGUGAUGUGUUCCACUAUUCACAAGUCGUUCGGUGGGGAUCACGUUGUUCGACGUUUGAAAGGUCCUACAGGCGCUUGGACUGCCAGAAAUGUCCCCAUUCCAGAUGCUGUGAGGGAUUACAACAAGAGCAUGGGGGGUGUAGACCUAUCCGAUGCACUGAUAGGAUAUUAUAACGUCCUUCAUAAAACCAUGAAGUGGUACAAAACACUAUUCUAUCAUUUCAUUGACAUUGCUGUGGUGAAUUCCUUCAUCCUCCAGAAGGAAAUGGCCAAGAGCUGUGGACAGCCCCCCAUCUCACAGCUACCCUUUAGGGAGCAGCUCAUCCAGGAGCUUGCUAACUACAGCAAGAACACUGUAGCACCUUCUGUCCCCUCUACCUCUGUCCCUUCUGCUCCAACCAGCGGCACGCACAUGCUGAAGUUCAUCAUUGCAGGCAGGGAUGUGCCUCGGGGGAAAAGGGGCACAGUAGGGCGGCUUCGUUGUGCCCUGUGCCACAAGAAGUCCCCUGUCACCUGCAACACCUGUGCUGUGACCCUCUGUUUCACACCAGAGAGAGACUGCUAUGGGAUAUGGCAUCAGGAGCGCAACAUUGUGUAGAGGACAGAGUCUUCACAUGAUUGAACAUUUGAAGUGUAAAUAGUUCCCCUUGUUAUUUUAUUUUAUUUUUUUAAAUAUUCAUUUUUUUCCUUGAAUUUUUCAAAUAUAUAUUUUUUGGGGUAUGUUACAAUAAUUGUUUUGUAUUUUGUAUAUAGGUUUUGUAUCAUUGUAUCAUUGUACCAAUUCGGCCACUUGGGUACAUUUGGGAAACUUGUGAGGGACACCUGGUUGACCUCAUGCUCAAUGGCAUGUACCUCACUCAUUCCUGAAUGUAUCCAUCUGAAAUUUUGGUAAAAUACUGUUGCCUACCUAUGUUCUCAUUUGAAAUGAUCCCCAGUAUCAUAACUGAAUGUUUGGCCUUUCUUGUUGAUUUUUAAAGAUGCAACAUCAGUAAAAGAACAAAAAACGUC